CUUCUGAUAUUACUAUUAUUCUAUUGCUACACAUAAAGACUUUCUCUAUUCUUGUAGCCUCUUGUGCUCCUACUGCUCCUGGUCAGGGACCCCGAAAAAUCAACUAUCUUGAUCGUAACCUCAUAAAGUCUGGCGCCAAGGAAUCAUUUUGUGCGAUUCUGUUCUUGAUGCUCACUUUUCUGGCAUAUUUUAUACGUGGAUUGAAAUUGGGAUUCUGAAGCUCCUCAUAAAUAUCUGGGUACGAAACUAUGGAUCGGCUUAACAGCGCAGCACGCCUUAUGUUAGUUUCAGAUCUUGACUUCACAAUGGUAGAUCACAAUGAUCCUGAAAACAAUGAUCUCCUUAGAUUUAAUGCAUUGUGGGAAGCAUAUUUUCGCCAUGAUUCCUUGCUUGUAUUUUCAACAGGACGAUCACUAACUACAUACAAAGAGUUGAGGAAUGAGAAACCAUUGCUAACUCCAGAUAUAACUGUUAUGUCUGUGGGAACUGAAAUUGCUUAUGGUGAUUCUUUGGUGCCUGAUGUUUAUUGGGAACAAUAUCUGAAUCACAAUUGGGAUAGAAAGAUUGUGACAGAAGAAACUGACAAGUUCCCUCAACUUGUGCUUCAGUCUGAAACUGAGCAGCGUCCUCACAAGGUUAGCUUCUUCGUGGACAAGGCCAAGGCGUCCCAAGUAAUUGAGGUUCUUGAAAAACGCCUAGUAGAAAGAGGGUUAGAUAUUAAAAUUAUCUAUAGUGGUGGGAUUGCUCUGGAUGUGCUACCAAGAGGAGCUGGCAAAGGACAGGCUCUCACAUACCUGAUAGAGAAAUUUGAUGGAAAAGUUCCUGUGAACACUCUUGUAUGUGGUGAUUCUGGAAAUGAUGCCGAAUUGUUCAGUGUUUCUGGAGUUUUUGGUGUAAUGGUCAGAAAUGCACAGGAAGAGUUGUUGCAAUGGCAUGCAUCAAAUGCGAAAAAUAACCAGAAAAUACUUCAUGCCUCCGAAAGAUGUGCUGCUGGUAUCAUACAAGCCAUUGGCCAUUUUGGUCUAGGGCCUUGUAUAUCACUAAGAGAUGAAUUGGACUCCCCUGAAUACUCUACACAAUGUUUGAAUCCAGGAUUUGAAGUUGUGAAUUUGUACUUGGCUUGUGAGAAAUGGCAACGUGGAGAAGUUGAAAAGUCUGAGGAAUUUGUUCAGAAUUUGAAGUCAAAAUUUCAUCCAUCAGGGGUCUUCGUCCAUGCUUCUGGAGUGGAGAAAUCUCUCAAUGAAUGCUUAGAUGAACUGGAGAAGUCGUAUGGACACAUGCAAGGUUGCAGGUUUAGGGUGUGGGUGGACCGAGUUUCUUCAGCUCAGAUUGGUUCUGAUACUUGGCUGGUGAAAUUUGACAAGUGGGAAUUAUCAGGUAAGGAAUGCCGUUGCUAUUUAACAACAGUGUUACUGAACUUAAAGCCCGAAGGAUUCACUUGGAUGCAUGUACACCAAACGUGGAUGAAUGGAUCAACAUUAGAAACUGAAACGGUGUGGCUAUUCUAGAGCCUUGGUGGAGCAAUGACACGCGAUUACAGAUUACUGUUGUUGGUGUUAUAAUCAUCUGCAGGAAUGCCUAUUGAGUAUUGAGUAUUGAGUAUUGAGUAUUGAGUUAUAAGUUUCAAGAAGCCAAAUACCCUGGUUCAGACAAAGGAAACAAAUUAAGCACCGUGAUAUCAUUUUUAGUUUUGCUUCAUAGCUGAGAACAUGUAAAAAUGUAACCUGAAUUUAGUUUCACCUCGUACUUUCAUUUUUCAGCUGUAACCGUUGCUUGCUGUUAUGACUUAUGGGUGGAGAAUUUGACUUACAGAAUACAGAGGGGUGUAUGCAUUAGUUAUCCCAUAUUAUAUCAUGAAAUGUAUUCAUAUGUAUAUUUGGCAUUUUCCCCAUGGUUUCUAGAAAAGCCAGGUUUUGUUCUA
This is a messenger RNA of Spinacia oleracea (spinach), 1921 nucleotides long. Its product is annotated as sucrose-phosphatase 2. NCBI's taxonomy places the organism in Eukaryota, Viridiplantae, Streptophyta, Magnoliopsida, Caryophyllales, Amaranthaceae. Gene Ontology annotation, biological process: sucrose biosynthetic process. The record is from RefSeq and is a predicted model, not a curated record. Gene Ontology annotation, molecular function: sucrose-phosphate phosphatase activity; magnesium ion binding. The transcript has 10 exons. Bases 249 to 1508 code for a protein of 419 amino acids.